AUGAUGGACAGGCGUGACAUCUAUCCGUACUCCAUCCCGGUUGACCGCGAGGAGGUGACAAGGUCUGGAGCGCUGACGACGCUCCCCGUGAGGAUCCACCGACACAACCAUCUUGCCGACGCAGGAGCCUUGUGUUUGGUCAAUGACUGGCGCCAUACGAUGAAGGAUGGCCAAGAAACAAGGUCGAACGGCUCCCCGUGUGUUGUGGGGAACUGGGCGAGCUUCAUUUGGCCUGAGAGCGACCCGGAAAGACUAGGACUGCUCACUUAUCUUUUGGAUGUUGGCUGCUUCCAUGACGAUGCUUGCGAGGAAAUGACCAUGGCGUCGGCCCAUGAGGAGCAUUUAGACCUCGCAGGAGCCAUGGACGUGGAGGACAAACGGAUGCUGAGUAAAGAUUCGCGAUCAUUGCGGACAAAACAGCUCGUUUCCAAGGCAGUCUUGGAAUGCAUCAAGAUUGAUAGACAAGGAGCAAUGCGCAUGCUCGAGGCAUAUAGGAAAAAAUGGCUGCGCAUCAUGGAAACUUACAACACGGACGAGAUAGACGGCAUUGACGACUACUUUCUGGCCAGAGCGAAUAAUGGGGGCAUGGGGGCAUAUUACGCAAUGCUGGAAUUCUCCCUGGGCAUCAGUGUUUCCGACGAUGAGUACGCCGCCAUGGCCGAACCUAUUACUCACGUUGAGCGCUGCAUGCUCCUGACUAAUGACUAUUGGAGCUGGCCGCGGGAGCGCGACCAGGCGGAGCACCAAGAGAGCGGCAAAGUGUUCAACGUCGUGUGGUUCCUGAUGAGGAAGGAGCAGUGCAGCGAGGCAGAUGCCAUGGACAGGGUGCGGCAGCUGAUUCACGCAGAGGAACGGGCGUGGACGGCUGCCAAAGAACGCCUGUAUGACCAGUGCCCAAAACUCCGACCGGACCUGGUCAGGCUGCUGGAGAGCCUGGAGACGGCCCUCGCGGGAAACGACUACUGGAGCAGUCGCUGCUACCGCCACCAUGACUGGCGACACGUCGCAGUGCGUCCGGUCCAGGAUGGUCCCGAGAUCCAUGAGCUUGCCGGCAUGGGCAAAGCUUUGGCCAUGAAUCUCGCCGCAGACAAUGACAGGACCCGCUCUGGUGCUUCCUCGCCCGAGUCGUCGUCGUCGGCUGCAGGGUCGUCGUCCUCCCACACCGCCGAAAUGAUGCCGCACAGCCCCCUGUCCAGCGUCAAAUCCACACCAACCUCUGCGACGAGCGAGGGGUCGUUGCCGGGCAUGCAGGCAGCCCCUGUGUUUGAGCCGGCGAGAUACAUUCGACAAAUGCCGUCCAAGAACAUGCGGUCGCAGCUGAUGGAUUGUUUCAACCUGUGGUUGGAGGUUCCCCAGCCCUCCCUUGCCGCCAUCAAGGAAACCAUCGACUGCCUGCACCACUCCUCGCUGAUACUGGACGACAUCGAGGACGGCUCCGACCUCAGGCGGGGCCUGCCGGCCGCGCACAUCGUCUACGGCGUCGGCCAGGCCAUCAACAGCGCCACCCAUCUCCACGUGCAGGCCGUCGCAAACAUGCACGCCAUGGCCUCCCGCGAGGGAAGGCCCCAGAUGAUGGACGUGUUUCUACACCACCUCAACCAGCUGUUUAUAGGCCAGAGCUGGGACCUGCACUGGACGUUCCACCGUCGCUGUCCUACCGAGGAGAAAUACCUAAACAUGAUUGACCAAAAGACGGGCGCCAUGCUGCAGAUGCUGCUGGAGCUGAUGCAAACGGCAGCAGCAGCCGCCAAGCAGGGUGUUCUCAAGGACGGCAAACAUUUGUUGUGGGAGUUUACAAGGCUCUUUGGCCGCUUCUUUCAGGUUCGCGACGACUACAUGAACACCCUGUCGACCGAGUAUGAACGACAAAAGGGGUUCGCCAGCGAUCUCAACGAGCAGAAGCUGUCGUAUAUGCUGGUCCACAUGUUUGAAGUAUACCCCGAGACGCGAGACAAGGUCGAGGGGGUUUUCAACACCAUGAGGCGAGGUGGCGUGUCGGAGGGCGCCGUAGACGUAGCCAAGACGUACAUCUUGUCGAUGAUGGAGGAGACGGGCACCAACAAUUUCACGUACAAGCUGCUCCAGAAGUGGCAUGGACAGGUUUUGGAGAGCAUCGGGGCGCUAGAGAAGCACUUUGGGGUGGAAAACGGCAUGCUUCGCCUGCUUGUAGAGACGCUGAGGGUUUGAUGUCAGAUCGAUAGAUGGUUGCCUCGUGAAUAUAGACCUCAUAGAGCCCUGUAAAAAAUCUUUCU
Molecule: messenger RNA, 2252 nt
Organism: Pyricularia oryzae 70-15
Lineage: Eukaryota; Fungi; Ascomycota; Sordariomycetes; Magnaporthales; Pyriculariaceae
Product: geranylgeranyl pyrophosphate synthetase
Exons: 4
Coding region: 1-2187 (728 amino acids)
Biological process (GO): isoprenoid biosynthetic process
Molecular function (GO): prenyltransferase activity
Source: RefSeq, a predicted model, not a curated record